Messenger RNA from Cyprinodon variegatus (sheepshead minnow), 2674 nucleotides. It is a transcript of the gene tgfbr2b, whose product is annotated as transforming growth factor beta receptor II. Gene Ontology annotation, biological process: protein phosphorylation; transforming growth factor beta receptor signaling pathway; cellular response to growth factor stimulus. Lineage: Eukaryota; Metazoa; Chordata; Actinopteri; Cyprinodontiformes; Cyprinodontidae. The transcript has 7 exons. Gene Ontology annotation, molecular function: transforming growth factor beta receptor activity, type II; transforming growth factor beta binding; activin receptor activity. Gene Ontology annotation, cellular component: signaling receptor complex; plasma membrane. Bases 161 to 1789 code for a protein of 542 amino acids. The record is from RefSeq and is a predicted model, not a curated record.
AGUGAGUCAUAUAGGGCAAGUCCUGCCUGGUGUUUACUCUUCUCUCACACGGAGCUGUGAAGGAGCAUCAGGCGCUAGGAACCAAGAGAAACUCGGGUCUUUGGCUCCCCUGUCUCAGUCCAAUUAAUGAGCGAUAAGGGGGCGCGUGGUCCGGUUCUACAUGAAGCUGCUUCGGUUUCCCGUUUUCUGCUGUGGAGCGAUCCUCCUCGGUGCUGCGCUGCUGCCGGUGGAGACGCUGGGAUCGAUAUUGAAGAUAAAACAACUAUGCAAGUUUUGUGAUGUGAGGGAAAGUAGCUGCCCUGGUAAGGGAGUCUGCCAGGUGGAUUGUGAAAAAACAGCCAUCUGCGAACACGAUAAUGAAGUCUGUGUCAGUAUUUGGAGGAAAGACGAUGACAAUACUACAGUAGAAACUGUGUGUCACAAUCCAGUUAAUCCACUGUAUGGUGUGAUUCUGGACGAUUAUAACAACACCAAGUGUAUUAUGAAAGAGAAAAAGGACAUGGACACAAAGUUCUUCAUCUGUUCCUGCAACGAUGAAGAGUGUAAUGAGAACAUCAUUUUUAACUCAAAACCUUUGGUGCAAUCUCCACUUGGAUCCGCCCUGCUUGUCAGCCUGGUGCCUCCUCUGAUCAUAGCCAUUGUUGUCAUCACUUCCUUCUACUCCUACCGGGUUUACCGUCAGCAGCAAAACCCACGUAAAAAGGGUCAGCCGAGGGACUUCAGCGACCAGCGGGCCAUCAUAGCUGAAGAAGGUUCAGACAGCAGCUCGCAACUCGCCAAUAACCUGAAUCACAACACCGAGCUGCUGCCCAUCGAGCUGGACGUUCUGGUCGGUAAGGGCCGUUUUGCAGAGGUCUACAAAGCCAAGCUGAGGCAGGGCUCCUCAGUGAGCGAGGAGCACCGCUUUGAGACGGUGGCGGUUAAGAUUUUCCAGUACGAGGAGUAUGCCUCCUGGAAGAACGAGAAGGACAUUUUCUCAGACGCCGACCUGAAGCAUGAGAACGUGCUUCACUUCCUGACAGCGGAGGAGAGGAAGGGGCAGAGGCAGUACUGGUUAAUCACAGCUUACCAUCCACUAGGAAACCUUCAAGAGUAUCUAACCAAUCACGUUAUCUCCUGGCAUGAUAUGUGGCUUCUCGGGAGCUCGCUGGCGAGCGUUGUGGCACACCUUCAUAGUGAACGCACCUCCUGCGGCCGCUGCAAAGUUCCAGUUGCUCACAGGGACAUUAAAAGCUCCAAUAUACUUGUGAAACAGGACAUGACCUGCUGCCUAUGUGAUUUUGGCCUCGCACUCCGGCUGGACAACACUUUGUCUGUAGAUGAACUGGCCAACAGUGGACAGGUGGGCACGGCCAGAUACAUGGCUCCUGAGGUGUUGGAGUCCAGAAUCAAUCUGGAAAACAUUGAGUCUUUCAAGCAGGCAGAUGUUUACUCAAUGGCUCUGGUUCUGUGGGAGAUCAUCUCCAGAUGCAGUGCAAUUGGAGAGGUGCAGGAGUACAAGCCUCCAUUCGGGAACCUGAGGGAGCACCCAUGUGUUGAGAGCAUGAAGGACAGCGUUCUCCGAGACAGAGGAAGACCUGAGAUCCCAAACAGCUGGACGAGCCACACAGGCAUCCAGAUGGUGUGCGGCUCUAUAGAGGAAUGUUGGGACCAUGACCCAGAGGCCCGACUCACAGCUCAGUGCGUUGCUGAGCGCUUCGACGACAUCGAGUACCUGGACAAGCUAUCAGACUGCUCCGACUCAGAGGAGAAGCUCCUGGAGGAAAUCAUAGUCGUGGAUGAGAAGUAACCUCUCCACAAAGUUGCUGCCCCCACCAGGGUGUUUGAGGCAUUACAACCAAACAGCUUUGAAAGAAAGGACUUUCAGUUAGAGUUGUUUAGUCCAUCAGAUUUGUGGCACAGGAGACGAACUGGAAGUUGACCUACAUGACAGUGAUUUGUUACCAGAGAAAUGAUCAGGAAUCAAGUCAGAAACAAAUGCGGGAGAUCAGAUGAUGCAUCAUUUUUCACCAAGUACUAUUCGCACUUUAUAAAUGAGAAUUUAUGUGUAUAUGCACGCCAAAGAGGAUAAAACAUUCAGUUUCAGCAAAACAAAAACUGGUGCAGCAUAUUAUGGGACUGCACAUGUUUUAAAAGGAGGCAAAGUAAAUUACAGAGAAUUUUAUUACACUAAUAUACAGCUUAUUUUGUAUUCAAGUGCCUAUAUUGUUUUCAUAUUGCAUGUGUUUGUUUGGAUAAUGAUUUCUAGACAGACAAAAAAGGAAAGUUUUGUGUAUAAAAAAAAAUCUAAGAAUCUAUGCAGGGAUGUAUUGUGCAAGGAGAAAAACCUGUCAGAGUGAAGGAAAGAAAUCUGCACAAAACUCCUGACCCACACUCAUUUCCUUCUCUUCAUAAUGCUCCAAUCCAAUUGUCUCCCUUCUUUGCAGAACGCCAUUACCUCUUUUCAGUUUGUUUUGUUUUCAGUCCAUUUCUAAUGAAAUGUGGGCUUUUCUCUCACUCAUCAACGAAAGGCAUCAAACUUACUAGCUAACAGCUUUUAACUGUAUCCCUAAUGGGUAUACUGUUUAUGCUUAUGCCUUUCGUUGCAUCUGCCAAAAGUGCCAAAGCUGACUGCUGUGAAAGCAUAAAUAGUGUUCUUGCACCAGCACAGUGUUUACUAAAGAAGCAUUAAACC